AUGGCGCGUACCAAGCAGACGGCUCGUAAAUCCACCGGAGGUAAAGCUCCCAGGAAGCAAUUAGCCACGAAGGCUGCCCGUAAAAGUGCUCCUGCUACUGGCGGAGUUAAGAAACCUCACCGUUAUCGUCCGGGAACUGUGGCUCUCAGAGAAAUUCGUCGUUAUCAGAAAAGUACCGAAUUGUUGAUCAGAAAAUUGCCUUUCCAACGGCUGGUCCGUGAAAUAGCGCAAGAUUUCAAGACCGAUUUGCGAUUCCAAAGUUCUGCUGUAAUGGCACUCCAAGAAGCUAGCGAAGCGUACCUGGUCGGACUAUUCGAGGAUACGAACUUGUGCGCGAUCCACGCUAAGCGAGUAACGAUCAUGCCGAAAGAUAUACAGCUGGCAAGACGUAUUAGGGCGAACGUGCCUAAUGGAAUUGACGGAUUUACUAUUUGCCGGAAAGAGAGAGAGAGAGAGAGAGAGAGAGUACGGCGUGCGAUAAUAGGUUAUAAAAAAAAAAAACGGUUCUUUUCAGAACCAUCAUAUAGUAUGUUCAGAAAAAGGGGAUCGUGUAUUAUGUUAAGUAUAUCAGAUUGUUGUUUGUACGCGUGCAAUUUCGACACUAUUAUCGUGUAUGCAAAAUAG
Acanthoscelides obtectus is the source of this 624-nucleotide messenger RNA. NCBI's taxonomy places the organism in Eukaryota, Metazoa, Arthropoda, Insecta, Coleoptera, Chrysomelidae. The record is from the annotation of a GenBank genome assembly.